GGGCAGCAGCAGGGGCAGCAGCAGCAGCAGCAGCAGCAGCAGCAGCAGCAGCAGCAGGGGCAGCCGGGGUGUACGACGGAGACGGGGACAAUGUGUUUUUGUACCGGCUGGUUCCCGGGUGCUGUCCCGCGUCGUUCGGAGUGCACUGCAUGCGGCUGGCGGGGGUGGGGGAGGAGGUGUGCGCGCGGGCGAGGGAGGUGAUCUCGGCCUUGCAACGAGGCGAGCCGGUGCGGCGCAACCCGCGUGUGAUGGCGAGCGAGGGCGCACAGCGAGUGAGGCGCCGCUUGCAGCAGCUGCAGGCAACGGCGGAGGUGGCGGAGGGUCCGGAACGCGAC
Messenger RNA from Astrephomene gubernaculifera, 335 nucleotides. NCBI's taxonomy places the organism in Eukaryota, Viridiplantae, Chlorophyta, Chlorophyceae, Chlamydomonadales, Astrephomenaceae. The record is from the annotation of a GenBank genome assembly.